CUGAGUAUAUACUAGAGUCUCGGUAUAAGAUAGCCGAAUACCUUGAAUCAAGUCGGCUAUAAAAGAUGUAAGAACAUUUCCAAGCAGCAACAGUCCUCCAAGAUAGAAAGCAACCGUAAGUACCGAAACGAACACCGCAACAAGACAACGAUGAGAGUGGUGAUUCUUCUGGCGUGUCUGGUGACGCUGAGCAGCCAACAAGAAUUCCCUGGUUUUGGAAAUUCGUUUGGCAACCUCGGAAACGCGUUCGGAAAUGCCUUUAAUGCCAUUUUCACUAACUCAGCCAACCAAUUAACCAAUUCGGUUAACAGACCUGUCAAUGCACCUGUAAACCCAGCCUUUGGUUCAGGUUUCCAACGGCCACCUGGCAACGGAUUCAAUUCGCCCGGCUUUUUUGCGGCUGUACGCCCUGUACCUGUACCUGGUAGGCCUGAAACACUAACUCCAGUGAACAGACCAACAGGUAUUCCACCCAACCCGGUGAAUAGACCUACAGUUGCUCCGCUCAUUCCAGUGAGCCGACCUACCGCUGGAAGGAAACGUAGAUCGGCCACAGUAGAAACUCCAAAGCCAACAACAACCGAAACGCCAUCGAGUUAUUGGCCUGUGCCCGGUGCAGGCUGGUUCUACGGCUAAACUACUGAUAUAUUGCAACACGACUUUUGUUGGGAAACCGCUUGUUCAAAAUGCCUAUUGUGUCAUAUCCAAACUAUAUCUGUAUCUAUAUUUAGAAUCAAUACAUUAUUUUUGUUGUUUAUCAUA
Molecule: messenger RNA, 762 nt
Organism: Daphnia magna
Lineage: Eukaryota; Metazoa; Arthropoda; Branchiopoda; Diplostraca; Daphniidae
Product: pollen-specific leucine-rich repeat extensin-like protein 4
Exons: 2
Coding region: 151-636 (161 amino acids)
Source: RefSeq, a predicted model, not a curated record